GGCGGCUGCCCGUAGGUGGCCACAGUGUACUCUUGACUCUGCCAGGACAAGGUUGUCACUCUCAGCCUCUCCACACUCACACUAGACACACUUGUACUCGUGUGUCGCCGCCCAUCACACUCCAGUGCACGCUAGAGGUGCCGAGUAGCACCACCACUGUAGAAGGCACUCUUAGGAGUUGAUGGAAGCUCAGUUGAAACACCAACAGCACGUAAUGAGGGUAGCCAAGUGUCCCAACGAGGAGCUGUCCUUCACCAACUGUGUCAUCGUUAAUGAGAACGACUUCCCUCUCAAGGUCCGGUACAUCCAGGUGACUAACGACCAAGGGAAGCACUUCAUCUACACCAUCAGACAUGACCGAGGGGUCAAGCCUGGUCACAUGGGCUUCAACGCCAUCCAUCGGAAACAAGCGAUGCUGUCUUUGGACCAAGAGAUCCGCGUGGAGCCGUACGUGCACGACCCGCAGAGGCAGCUCAUCGGGACGAUGGUGCUGGAGGCAGACUUCCUGCAGAAGAAGAGCACGACCAACGACCCCUACAACACCGACCAGAUGGCCAUGGCCUUCAUGGAGCACUUCGCCAAGCACGGCUUCACCGUCGGCCAGCCUAUAGUCUUCAAGUUCCAAGACAAGAAGACGCUUUCUCUCACCAUCAAAGAAAUUGAAGCUGCCGACCCAGAAGCUGUUGCCUCGGGGAAGAAGAGAGAACCGCGCAAGAUCGACUUCGGAGUUCUUCAGGCAAAUUCCUCAAUUAUUUUCGAAAAGAGUGAAGGAUCCUUCCUUAUCCUCACAGGAAAAGCAAAGGCCCGUUCAGCACACACGAGCCUCUUCUCCGCUGACUGGGACUUCCAGAAGAUGGGUAUUGGUGGUCUGGAUGAGCAGUUCAUCCACAUCUUAAGGAGAGCUUUCGCCUCGCGAGUCUUCCCACCGGAAGUGACGGAACAGUUGGGGGUCAAACACGUCAAGGGACUCCUGCUCUACGGACCUCCAGGAACUGGUAAGACUCUGAUGGCGCGCCAAAUAGGAAAAAUGCUCAACGCUCGAGAACCCAAAAUUGUUAAUGGUCCAGAAAUAUUAGACAAGUAUGUGGGAGAGUCAGAAGCCAACGUUCGGCGGCUGUUUGCUGAUGCUGAGGAAGAAGAGAAGCGGAUGGGGCCAAACUCUGGUUUGCACAUUAUCAUUUUUGAUGAGAUUGAUGCUAUUUGCAAGCAAAGAGGUUCCGUUGCUGGCAAUACUGGCGUGAAUGACACGGUUGUUAAUCAACUCCUAUCAAAGAUUGACGGUGUGGAGCAGCUGAAUAAUAUUCUUGUGAUUGGCAUGACCAACAGAAAGGAUAUGAUGGAUGACGCCUUGCUCAGACCUGGCAGAUUGGAAAUUCAGGUAGAAAUUAGUCUCCCAGACGAGCAGGGUCGGUUUGAUAUCCUCAAGAUCAAAACACACAAAAUGAUCGAGCAUAACAAACUUGACCGCGACGUUGACUUAGCAGAGAUUGCGUCUCUCACCAAAAACUUUUCUGGUGCUGAACUUGAAGGUCUUGUGAAAGCUGCUUCGUCCUCUGCACUGAAGAGGUAUAUUCACCUGGGGAACAAAAUUGAAGUCGAUCCUAAUGCAAUUGAUAAACUUAAGAUAACACGAUCUGACUUUAUAUAUUCCCUUGAAAAUGACGUCAAACCAUCACUGGGUACAAGUGAUGAGGCACUCUCCAAGUUUAUCGAGCGAGGAAUUAUUAACUGGGGACCUACGAGAGACCUGGUUGAGAAGGGCAUGAUGUUCGUGAAGCAGGCGCGCUCUCCAGAAACAAGCAGCCGUCUUUGUUUACUGCUGGAAGGAGCCCCGACAGCUGGAACAUCAGCACUGGCAGCAUACCUGGCAAAGAACUCUGAAUUUCCCUUUAUCAAGGUUAUCAAUUCUCGUGAGAUGGUUGGGUUUAUGGAGUCCUCCAAGUGCUUACGGAUUAACAGAAUAUUUGACGAUGCUUACCGCUCAGAACUAAGCUGCAUCUUUAUGAACGAUCUGGAACACUUAAUGGGCUACUCACCUAUUGGUCCCCGGUACCAGUCUAUUGUCCUGGACGCCAUGUACUCGCUUCUCUCAUCUUCCCCCCCUAAGGGUCGUAAGCUGCUCGUUAUCUGUACUUCUAAGCGUCGAAAUGUCCUGGAAGAACUGGGUCUGCUGUCAGUGUUCACGGCAGUGUUAAGAGUUCCGUACAUCCAACACCAGGACGACGUCAAGCUCGUCCUUGAGGAGUCUCAAGCACUAACUUCAGAUGAAAUUGAUUCAAUAAUGAGUCAUAUUUGCCACGGGAAGAUCUUCGUAGGGUUGAAGAAGUUGCUGGGGCUGCUGGACUCGAUGCGGGUGAUGAAGGGAGUUGACUCCCGGAAGAGAGUGGCCUCAUUUGUCAACUUGCUGGAGGACGAAGGGGUUUACACCCCUGAAGUUUAGAGUUAACUACGAGAAACAAAUGUAUAUAAGGAUCGAAUGGCUUGUCGCUGCUUGAAUUCCUUGUAGGUUUCAGAUACGUGAACCAUACUCGUUUCAAAACGAAAAAUAUGUAGAGAGUUACAGUUUGUGUACACACAAAGUUUAAUAUAGUACAGUAUUGUAGUUUGAAAACGACGAUUGAAAAGAUAAAUAUAAUAUUUAAUAUUUAUCUUAUUAAAAGACCAUUUGGGAACCCCUCCAUGUUAGACCAGUUUUAUAUCUAGACUUGGAAACAUAUCACCUUGACUACACAACAAAUCUUUGACAUUUACACAUUAAAUGAAGGCAGAUUACACAGUUAUGACUCCAAGAGUGUUGUGCAUCUUCACAACAUUGUGCUAAAGGAGUUUGGAAAGAUUAUUGGUAAUAACUUUCAUUUUAAAUAUCAAUAUGUUUUGUUGAACUUAUAGGAAGAAAUAAACAAAUACACAUACUAACACAUACAUGUACACACAGGUACAUAUGUGUGUGUACAGAGAGCAUUUACAUAUGUGCACACAGGCACAUAUACACUCAUCACGCAUACGCACCACAUACACAUGUUUACACGAGAUCAUACAUGCACACAGAUCCAUACAUAUACAUACACACAGGUCCAUACAUAUACAUCAGUGCUUGGCACUCCUGGUAGAGACGGGUUGGGGGUUGCUCACUCACACUCACGUAGGGUUCAGUAAAAACUUCAACUCUUCCAAUUAUUAAAGUCUCACAAAAAUACAAAUAAAAACUUACGUAGAUUUUAAUGCAAGUUUUUAUAAUAACCUCAUAAUUGUUAUGACUCAUUAUUUUAUAUUUAUCAAUAAUAGAUUAAAAUUAUUAUAUAUUAAAUUUAUAAAUGAUGUUAAAAUAAAAAUAUAAAUAAAUAUUAUGCCUAUAAAUAGGCAGCGUUUAGUCCAGUUCUUGAAAUAAAAUAGUUUAACAUGGUGAAGGAGAGAGAGAACGGUGAUGGCUUGAUACCGUACAUUGUUGAGCUGCCUCAAUAUUCCUCAAGUCCAGGGGCCAGAUUCACGAAAACACUUACGCAAGCACUUACGAACGUGUACAUCUUUCUUCAAUCUUUGACGGCUUUGGUUACAUU
Molecule: messenger RNA, 3557 nt
Organism: Procambarus clarkii (red swamp crayfish)
Lineage: Eukaryota; Metazoa; Arthropoda; Malacostraca; Decapoda; Cambaridae
Product: vesicle-fusing ATPase 1
Biological process (GO): Golgi to plasma membrane protein transport; intra-Golgi vesicle-mediated transport; SNARE complex disassembly
Cellular component (GO): Golgi stack
Molecular function (GO): ATP binding; ATP hydrolysis activity
Source: RefSeq, a predicted model, not a curated record